Molecule: messenger RNA, 1266 nt
Organism: Botrytis fragariae
Lineage: Eukaryota; Fungi; Ascomycota; Leotiomycetes; Helotiales; Sclerotiniaceae
Product: putative an1-type zinc finger protein
Exons: 3
Coding region: 289-798 (169 amino acids)
Biological process (GO): protein ubiquitination; modification-dependent protein catabolic process
Cellular component (GO): cytoplasm; nucleus
Molecular function (GO): zinc ion binding; protein tag activity; ubiquitin protein ligase binding
Source: RefSeq, a predicted model, not a curated record
CACAGUCACCAGUACCAAUACUUACGGUAGAUUACGUUCUCGUCUCCGGUCCUCGUCACAAGACACCCAAUCGCAUUGUCACCAAGAACCUUCGAUUACUUUCUUCUUACGAAUACAAGUACAACGAAUACAACUAAGACAACGAAUCGUCUUUCCAUAAUCAAUUUCCAAUUCCAUUCAACAAUUCCCUUUCUACAUUCAUCAAUACAACUCUUCGAAUUCAUCAUUAAUCUCAUCGAUAAUACUCAAGUCCUCUUCAAUUAACAUACAUACCAUUAAUCAUCCAUCAUGUAUACUCCUUCAAGCGCCACUUCAUCCAGAUCCGCCUCCCCAGAAUUACAAUCGGAAUCAAUGCAAAUCUUUGUUAAAGUUUUGUCCGGUGACACUAUACCCAUAACUGUUCCCGAAGACACCACCAUCUCAAACCUCGCCCAUCUCCUCUCUAUCCGCACAUCCUCACCAUCGUCAACGCUUCGUCUCGUACACGCUGGAAGACAUUUACAGCCAUCUUCCACUCUCACCUCGAAUAACAUUACUCGAGACUCGACAAUCCACGUUGCAGGAACACUGAGAGGCGGUAUGCCACCUAAGAAGAUUAAGUGUAACUACAAGGACUGCGGAGUGGCAGCACAAAGAAUCGUAGGACACUGUGGAUUCUGUGAAGGCGAAUUCUGUGGGAAGCACAGAAUGUUGGAGGAUCACAAGUGUGUGAAAUUAGAAGACUGCAAGAAGGAAUGUCAUGACCGAAAUGCAGCUCAACUAAAUGCCGAGCGAACCCAAGUCAUCAAGGGUAUCUAGGCACCUCAUUCUCACCUGAGAAACGCAUCCCGCCCGAGAUUGUAUACCGAGGGACAAGAGACAUACCUGCUCGAUCGGCAUUUUGACCAUCGAACUCUACUUUACAUGGAAUCCAUGUCAGUAAUCUAGGUUUCCCCAAAGUCGCUUUUAGCCACCAGCGAUAAUACAUCUCGGGUCGAGAUCACCUCUAUUCACCCGCUCAACAUACCAAUUCUCUUCGUUUAUAUUAUGGGUUUUAGCGGGCGUAAGGAACUAGCAUAUUUAACAUCUUCGCUUCUGUUCCAUCAAUUGCGUUUUCAAGUCCAUCUAUCUCUAUUUCCUAGUGGCUAUUGGGAGUUUUGAUGGUUUUGAUGCGAUUAAAGGGGUGGUUGGCUUUAGGUGUAUGGGUGGUAAUAUAGUUGAGAUUAUCUUUCAUGGGAGAGAUAGGGUCGAUUUUUUAUAUAGUUUUUGAAUCAAAUUACAUAUCCG